Penicillium robsamsonii is the source of this 552-nucleotide messenger RNA. RefSeq names its product Nucleoside diphosphate kinase. The transcript is spliced from 5 exons. The record is from RefSeq and is a predicted model, not a curated record. Gene Ontology annotation, molecular function: nucleoside diphosphate kinase activity. The coding region runs from base 21 to 482 and encodes 153 amino acids. Lineage: Eukaryota; Fungi; Ascomycota; Eurotiomycetes; Eurotiales; Aspergillaceae. Gene Ontology annotation, biological process: UTP biosynthetic process; GTP biosynthetic process; CTP biosynthetic process.
AUUAUUCAAAUACAUUCAAGAUGUCCGCCAACCAGGAACAGACUUUCAUUGCCAUCAAGCCCGAUGGUGUCCAGCGUGGACUCAUUGGCCCCAUCAUCUCUCGCUUCGAGAACCGUGGCUUCAAGCUCGUUGCCAUGAAGCUCACCUCCCCUAGCCAGGAGCACCUCGAGAAGCACUACGCUGACCUCGCCACCAAGCCCUUCUUCAAGGGUCUCGUCGCCUACAUGCUGAGCGGCCCCAUCUGCGCUAUGGUCUGGGAGGGUAAGGACGCCGUCAAGACCGGCCGUGUCCUCCUCGGUGCCACCAACCCCUUGGCUUCCGCCCCCGGUACCAUCCGUGGUGACUUCGCCAUCGAUGUCGGCCGCAACGUCUGCCACGGUUCCGACUCCGUCGAGAACGCCAAGAAGGAGAUUGCUCUCUGGUUCGGUGCCUCCGAGGUCCUCAAGUACACCUCCGCCCAGUCCGCUUGGGUUUACGAGUAAAUUCCUCGUCUUUAAGUAGACUGGUCGGGCGGACUUCCUUUUCGGAUACUUCUAGCAUAGAAUAAAGCAG